AUGGCAAGCAGCAACGCAAGCCUCCAACAACUACCCUCAGCUCCCUCAUCCCAAGCUUCGCCAGAUAUACCAGUGUUAAUAUCAACUGGCAGUACUCCAUCAACAUCAAAUCGACUAGUUGCCGAGUCGAUCUUUGAUUUCUUGUUCAUGGGAAUGGUUGAAACAUUCCAUCAAUCCCCUUCCGAAAUUGAAAAUGAUCGUGAAGCUGUAUAUUUCAAGCUCGAGUCGAUAGGGUAUCGUGUUGGACUCGCUAUGGCUGAAAGGUUUACGAAAGAUCGGCCACGCUUUAUUGAUAAUCUGGAUGCAGUCAAAUUCAUAUGUAAAGACUUUUGGAUUGCAAUAUUCAAGAAGCAGAUUGAUAAUCUGAAAACAAAUCAUCGGGGCGUGUAUGUCUUGUCAGAUAAUAAUUUUAGAUGGUUUUCAAGAAUGUCAACAGAUGGUACUGGUGUUGAUGCCAGUAGGCAAGCCUUUCCAUAUCUCGCAUUUCCAUGUGGACUGAUACGAGGCGCACUGGCUAAUUUAGGAGUUGCUAGUGUGGUGAUUGCCGAAGUUACUAUAUUGCCACAGUUGACAUUUCAAGUCAAAAUAUCAAAGUAG
Messenger RNA from Synchytrium microbalum, 597 nucleotides. RefSeq lists its product as uncharacterized. The coding region runs from base 1 to 597 and encodes 198 amino acids. Lineage: Eukaryota; Fungi; Chytridiomycota; Chytridiomycetes; Synchytriales; Synchytriaceae. Gene Ontology annotation, biological process: endoplasmic reticulum to Golgi vesicle-mediated transport; regulation of GTPase activity. The record is from RefSeq and is a predicted model, not a curated record. Gene Ontology annotation, cellular component: trans-Golgi network; cis-Golgi network; TRAPP complex. The transcript has 4 exons.